Cololabis saira (Pacific saury) is the source of this 4143-nucleotide messenger RNA. RefSeq names its product oocyte zinc finger protein XlCOF6.1-like. The transcript is spliced from 2 exons. NCBI's taxonomy places the organism in Eukaryota, Metazoa, Chordata, Actinopteri, Beloniformes, Belonidae. The record is from RefSeq and is a predicted model, not a curated record. The coding region runs from base 59 to 1381 and encodes 440 amino acids.
CUCGGCUCGUUGGACUGGAAAACGUGUCUCUGGCGAGGAUCUGAGUCCCUGAGCAGCCAUGUCUUCAGCUCAGCACCUCAGAGACUUCAUCAGCGAGCGCUUAACUGCUGCUGCUGACGAAAUAUUCUCCGAGUUUGAGAGAACCAUCGUCCGGUACGAGGAGGAGAUCGAGCGGCAGCGCAGACUGCUGGACAUCACCGGGAAACCCGAGGUGAAGCUGCGCAGAGUAGACGUCUCCCAGCUUUCAGCCUGUAAGGAGGAGGACGUCCCGCCUGACCAGCAGCUCCGUCACCAGGAGGGGACCUCCGGUCUGGACCAGCUGGAACCACAACCACAGAUUAAAGAAGAGCAGGAGGACUUUGUGCUGAAGGAGGAAGAGCAGCUCGUACUGAAGGAGGAGACUGACACCAUCAUGGUGACUCCAACUUGUGAGGAAAGUGACCACAGUGAACCAACUGCAGACCACUUCCUGUCUCCCAAGUCUGUUGCAGAAGAGAGCGGAGGUCAGGAAGGAAGCAAACAUGAAGGCCAACAACCAAGUGGAAACUCUGAGAUGAAAUGUCACAAAAGUCACAGUAAGAAAGUGACCGGUGACAGUCAGUGUAGCCUUGACGCGGAUGAGUCGUCUGUUAUCUGUGAUGUUUGUGGAAGAACAUUUAAACAUACCUCACAAUUGAAGGUACAUUACCGAAUCCACACGGGCGAGAAACCGUUUUCAUGUAAAAUAUGUAAGAAAUCCUUCAGGUACAAUUUUAAUCUGUUGCAACACAUGAGAACGCACACCGGUGAGAAGCAAUACUUUUGUACAACCUGUGGGGAAGGAUUCUUUGUGCCGUCAGCACUCAAAAAGCAUGCAGCAGUCCACACGGGGGAGGUGUUUUCUUGCGAUAUCUGCGGUAAAAGUUUCUCUUUGAACGGCAGUUUGACGCGACACAUGAGAAGCCACACAGGCGAGAGGAUGCAUCCUUGCAUCAUGUGCGACAAAGCUUUCCCUCACAACAGCAACUUGUUACGACACAUGAGGACUCACACGGGCGAGAAGCCGUAUCCCUGCGAAACCUGCGGUAAAAGCUUCACCAGCAGCAGUAAUCUGCUGGAGCACAUGAUAACGCACACCGGCGAGAGGCCGUACCUGUGUAAGAUGUGUGGGAAGAGUUUCACCCAGAGGAGCAGUCUGAACGUCCACAUGAGGAUUCACACGGGAGAGAAACCCUUUUCCUGCAAAGUGUGCGGGGAGAGUUUCACCAGGAAGUGUCAUUUGUUGAACCACGUGACGACUCACACGGGCGAGAAGCCAUUCCAGUGUAAGAUUUGUAGUAAAAGUUUCAGUAAAAGCUGGAGUUUGUACGUCCAUAUGAAAAUUCACACUGAAGGGAAAUGAUUUACCGUAUUGGCCCGAAUAUAAGACGUGUUUUUUUUUUUUUUGCAUUGAAAUAAGACUGAGAAAAUGGGGGUCGUCUUACAUUCCGGGUCUAGACAUUAUACCCAUUCACAACACUAGAUAUCUUUAGAGUGAACCCCUGUCACGAAAGAAGAAAAAUAGAUAACAGAAAAUGGAGAAUAGUUGUACUGUGUUCAUCAUGUCUUCAGAUUGAUAUCUUAUGAUUUCUUUUUUUCAGACAAAGUUCCGACUUCUUACGGGAGAUCCGCCGAAAACUGUCAGUCGGGAGGUAAGAAGUCGGAACUUUGUCUGGAAAUAAGAUAUAUAGAAAAUGGAGAAACGUUGCAACAAUCAGGAGAAAAGUGGGUGGAAGAUCGGCCAGGUUAACCGGCAGCUGAGGAGACGUUAUGAUGCAAACUUCAUAGGAGGAAAGCCCAGCCGGCUGAGUCCCAACAGGUGGCCAAAAUGAGUCUUCAAAGAACUGCAAAGCGGCUGUGAAAUAUGGUGUAACAGAUGUAAAAAUAAAAUAACAAUUAUUUUCUGUAUAAAAAUUUAAUUUAGUGUUCAAAAAGUAUUUUUUUAAACUUGAAGACGAAGGAUCGUCUUAUAUUCGGGCCAAUGCGGUAUUUAAAAAAAAAAAAAACGUGUAGGAAAGAUCUCAAAAUAUUAAUUAGUUUGACAUUUACAAAGUAUAUGUUGGGUUUUUUUAACCCUCCUUAAAGCCUGGCCAGCCAUCUAUAUAUUUUUUUCCCUCUGGUGGAUUGGAUUUAGAUUUCCAGGGUCACUAGCAACAUGCAGAAGAAACUUCCUCUGAACUCUGGAUAGUCGUACAACCAGUCAGAGAGAGAGCAUGUGAUUAGCUAGGCCACGGGUCGGCAACCCGCGGCUCUUUAGCGCCGCCCUAGUGGCUCCUGGAGCUUUUCAAACAUGUUUGACCUUUUUUUCUCUCUUUUUUUCCCUUUUAUUCUUUUUUUCCUUUUUUCUUUUCCUUUUUUAAUCUCGACAUAUCGACUUUUUUCUCGACAUAUCGACUUCUCGACAUUUCAACUUUUUUCUCAACAUUUCGACUUUUCUCGAGAUUGUACUUCAACAUUAAUCUCGACAUUUCAACUUUUUUCUCGACAUUUUGACUUUUUUCUCGACAUUUCGACUUUUUCUCGACAUUUCGCCUUUUGCCAUUUGCCUUCAUUCUAAGGAUUAUACAAGACUUUUCACUUUUUGCGGCUCCAGACAUAUUAGUUUUUUGGGUUUUUGGUCCAAUAUGGCUCUUUCAACAUGUUGGGUUGCCGCCCCCUGUGCUGAGGGCAUUGCCACCGUUUCUGCGGCAAACGCAUCAACCGUCUCGGCUCCUUCUAGUUGAGUUCAUCAUUCCAGUUAGUUUUUCUUUCUUUCAUUUUUUCCUCUUCGUCUUCGCCACCAUUUUGUUCUUUUAUUCUCUGUUGACCAAAAGUGGUGCAUGACCAAGUGGUAUGUAAGUCAGUGGCCACGGUUACAAGAUGUUUUUUAAUUCGGAAUUAAUUAUUCCAAAUUAAAUAAUUCAGAAUUAAACUAUUAUUAAACUAUUUUCCUUCGAGUUUACAUGGGAAGGUUCUGAUUGGAUAGGGGGGGGACCGGAAGUUAAACUACCGGAAGAAAAACUAACUUAGCCGCUACAACUUUGAAAAGCUCACAAUUAUUAUGUUUCCUGUUUCCAUCUGUUCUUUUAAUGAUUUCUAUUUAUUAAAUAAAUGGUCUCUGCUCUUGACCAGCGUUUACUGCUGCUGCAUCUUGAAACUUUGUUAGGAAAACCAGCCCAGCAGGAAUAUAAGAUCAUGGAGACAGACGGGCGAGGGAACGAGCAGAAAGAAAGACCAGAAUUAAUUUAAAGAGGAAUGAGUGGAUACAUGAUCUGGAAUUAUUCUAUUGGGAUUUAAAAUCGGAAUAAACCAGCCACUUACUUCAGAAUUAAGUUUAAUUGGCCAUUUUCAUUCGGAAUUAGGUGUUUACAUGGUAAUUUUUACUCAUUUUAGAUUGGAUUUCAUUUGAAUUCUGAAUUAAAGAGGAAUUGAACUUCCCAUGUAACGCACUCCCAGGCUCCGACCUGCUCCAUCACUGUAAAGCAGACACAGCAAACUCCUGCUAAUGGAAACCAGCCUAUAAUAGUGUUGGAAACUGGAUAAGACUGCCUCAUCUCUUUCACAGAAGUUUGAAAUCGUGAAACCCUAAGGUUUUUGAGUCAUGAGCAUUUGGACCUCUGUACCAUAACGGCUGUUUCUAGCUUUCUGGAGACUAUGUAAGGUUCUUGUAAAACUAUGGUGCAAUCGGUGAGUUCAAACCUUGUAAGAUGAUCCCUGGUGAUGUAAAGCUGGAAUUCCCCUCCAAGUGUUAGACGCUUCCAUGCUCCAUCACUUCUGAUUUAAAAGAACGGGCCAGAGACCUGUGGAGGCUUUAGAGGCCGGGGUUAAGGAAGGGUUGUGGCUUCACAGACUACGUUUACAUGCAGUCAGAAUUCAGGUUAUUGCUAAUAUUCCGGUUACUGAAACAUUAUUCCGGGUGACAUGUCCUGCCCCGGCUUUAAGGCAAGGCAGUUCCAUCUGUACAGCGAGUAGGCUUCAUGGCAGCUAUACAUACACGACUGUCUCAGAAAAUUAGAAUAUUGUGAUAAAGUUCUUUAUUUUCUGUAAUGCAAUUUGGGGGGAAAAAAAAAAGUCAUACAUUCUGGAUUCAUUACAAAUCAACUGAAAUAUUGCAAGCCUUUUAUUAUUUAAGCUGUAAGCCAUGAC